CCCUGCUCCCCCCCAUCUUCUGGUCCAUUCAACGAUGUCUUUCCUAAGGAAAGGAUUUCGCUUCCCGACGACCUUCCCCAGAUUCGUGCGGGGAGCUUUAGCUCAGGCUCGACUUCCCGUAGCCCGAUCCGUGCCUUCCCCAGCUUCUCACCCGCCCCCGAUCACCGCCGACGGACAUUCGCUCUCGAUAGCCUCGCUUGGACCCACUCACUUCCCAUAUCAAUGGCUGCGCGACUCUUGCCUCUGCGCGUCCUGCAUCCACCCACGAACGCAACAGAAACUCCAUCGCACCUCCGACGUUCAACCCAAUGUGGCACCCGCGCUCUCGUCCGAGAGUGUUCUCCUCACAGAGGACGGCCUCCACGUCGAGUGGGAUGAUGGACAUAGAUCGACCUACGAAGUUUCAUUCCUCGAACGACAUGCCAACUCAAAAAAUGUCGCAGCGUUCCAUCGCGAUCCCCCCAGAAUGCACUGGGACAACGCCACCAUAACGUCGUCACCAGAUCUGUUCGUCAACCACGCCGAUUUCAUCGCUCCGUCAGGGUCAGGACUGCUCAAGGUCAUGACACAGCUCCAGCAAUACGGUCUGGUAUUUCUCCGUGGCGUACCCAUCGAGGAGACAAGCGAUGCCCUGUGCGCCGUCCGAAAGACCGCUGAGAGGCUCUCAGAGCUCAUUCCUACGUUCUACGGCACGACAUGGGACGUUCGCAACAUCAAAGACAGCACCAACAUUGCGUACACAAAUCAUCCCCUUGGACUUCAUAUGGAUCUGCUAUACUUCGAAAACCCGCCUCGAUACCAGAUCCUCCACUGUCUUCGCAACCGCGUGAAUGGAGGCAGGUCCAUCUUUGUGGACGGGGCAUAUGCCGCCAAUCGUCUUCGCAAGUCGUCGCCAUCAUCCUUCCGCACUCUCACGGAAACCCCUGUCGCCUUCCAUUACAUCAAUGCCGGCCAGCACUAUCACGCCGAGCAUCCGACAAUCCAACUCGGGCGCUUCUCAAACGAAGUGGAAUACGUGAAUUACUCGCCUCCAUUCCAAGCUCCUCUUGCUGUAGACACCCCGUCGCAACUCUACGAUGCCCUCUACAAUUUCGCGACGUGGACCGAGAAGGAUACUUCGAAGUUCGAGUACACCAUGCAGGAGGGAGAUCUGGUCAUCUUCGACAACAGGAGGACCUUGCAUGCGAGGACGGGUUUUGAGGAUACUGAAAUGGUGGAGGACGGAAAGGUCAACAGGUGGCUGAAGGGGUGCUACUUCGAUAACGACGCUAUGGCGGCUAGAGCUCGGAAACUGAGGAAGGAGCUGGAGGAUGGGCAGAGGAACGGUCGUGAUAUCGCUUGACAGCUGCUAGCUUUAUACGACUGACACGUCUUCACUAAUCUACACGACCCAGUGCCACAUAAUUUACGAGUCAAUGAACAUAUCUAUACAUGUUUGCCAUACUAGCAGAGCUGAAACGAUCCUCUUAUCUUGCGACGCCCUCGGGUUAUAUACUACUAAUGUACCUAAAGCAGCUCUGAACGGAGCAUAUAUACGAUCUUCCGUCCGCCAUGGUACUUACAUUUGCAGAAUAUGACUGUCAGACUAUUUUUCUUG
Stereum hirsutum FP-91666 SS1 is the source of this 1597-nucleotide messenger RNA. RefSeq names its product Clavaminate synthase-like protein. Gene Ontology annotation, cellular component: mitochondrion. NCBI's taxonomy places the organism in Eukaryota, Fungi, Basidiomycota, Agaricomycetes, Russulales, Stereaceae. Gene Ontology annotation, biological process: carnitine biosynthetic process. The transcript is spliced from 3 exons. The record is from RefSeq and is a predicted model, not a curated record. Gene Ontology annotation, molecular function: oxidoreductase activity. Bases 35 to 1342 code for a protein of 435 amino acids.